AUGAUUUUAUUCAAGGAUCUUUUAGCAAAAUUUGUGCCGUUCGACAAGCCACAUUCGCAAUCACACGCACUUGUAAAACUUAAUAUAUAUUCCAUCAUGCAAAUCAUCUCCUUCUGUCUAUUCGCUCUUCUCUGUAGUUAUUCAUUGGUUAUCGCUGCUCCUAUUAAACCUACUGUACCUGCGACACAAGAUGCUAAACACCAAAAGGCACAUGAAAUUGCCAAUCGUCUCUUGAAAGAACUUGCCGGAGGACAUGUUGAGUCUGAAACACCCGCUCAAUCAUCAAACGACAAAGAGGAAAAAGAACAUAAAGAUGCUUCACUUCCAGCAGUCAAUCGUCCAGUGACAGAAAAAGUGGAAACACAUGUCGAAAAACCAGUUGUUGAUGACAGUUAUGAUGAAGAUAAUCAAGAUCUCGAAUUAACACCAACACUCGAUGAUUUAUACGAAAUGUAUAAUAACAAUUAUCUUCAAUUAUAUGAUGAUGAUGAAUCAUCGGAAGUUAUCGAUGAUGAUGAAAACGAGGAUGAUGAUGAAGAUUAUCUUCUUCCAAUCAGUAGACAAGAUCUUUUUAAAUAUUUAGACAAUCAAGAAGAAAAUGAACAUUUCACAAAUGUUCCACAUGAGGAUAUUAUGGACGAUACUGUAAUGACCGCUGAAGAUCAUCAACGCCGACGACGUUCAAUUUAUUAA
This is a messenger RNA of Adineta ricciae, 693 nucleotides long. The record is from the annotation of a GenBank genome assembly. NCBI's taxonomy places the organism in Eukaryota, Metazoa, Rotifera, Eurotatoria, Adinetida, Adinetidae.